Molecule: messenger RNA, 1629 nt
Organism: Miscanthus lutarioriparius
Lineage: Eukaryota; Viridiplantae; Streptophyta; Magnoliopsida; Poales; Poaceae
Source: the annotation of a GenBank genome assembly
AUGCGGCUGGUGUCCUCCAUCCGUGCCGCUCUGUGCCUUUUGCUCGUCGUCGUCCUCGCCAGCGACCGCGAGCCCGCGGCGGCCGUCACGCUGUCGACGUCGUCGCGGUGGAUCGUGGACCCGGCGGGGCACCGGGUGAAGCUGGCCUGCGUGAACUGGCCGUCGCACCUGGAGCCCGUGGUGACCGAGGGGCUCGGCAGGCAGCCCGUAGGCGCCAUCUCCGGGAUGAUCGUCUCCUUGGGGUUCAACUGCGUCCGCCUCACGUACCCGAUCGCGCUGGCGACCAACGCCUCGCUGUCGGCGCUCACCGUGCGGCAGUCCCUCCUGGCCCACGGCCUCUCGGAGACGGUCGGCGGCGUCGAGGCUGUGGUGAACGCCCUGGGGGAGAAGAACGUCAUGGUGAUCCUGGACAACCACGUGAGCACGCCGGGGUGGUGCUGCAGCAACGACGACGGCAAUGGGUUCUUCGGCGACAGGGACUUCGACCCAAACGUGUGGGUGGACGGGCUGGGCAGCAUGGCCACCAUCUUCGCCGACGUGCCCAACGUCGUCGGCAUCAGCCUGCGGAACGAGCUCCGUGGCCCGAGGCAGAACCCCGAAGAUUGGUACACGUACAUGCAGAGGGGCGCGGAGGCGGUUCACGCGGCGAACCCUCGGGCGCUGGUGAUCAUGGGCGGCCUGAGCUACGACUACGACCUGUCCUUCCUGGCCGCGAGGCAGGUGGGCGUCAGCUUCGCGGCGGAGAACAAGCUGGUGUUCGAGGUGCACUGGUACAGCUUCUCGGACGCGCGCGCGUGGGAGGCGGAGGGCGCCAACGAGGUGUGCGGCCGCGCCGCGCGUGACUUCACGCGCCGCGGCGCGUUCCUGCUCGCCCGGGGCUUCCCGCUCUUCCUCAGCGAGUUCGGCGCCGACUCCCGCGGCGGCGACCGCAAGGACAACCGGUACUUCCCGUGCGCCGCCGCCGUGGCCGCGGAGCACGACGUGGACUGGGCGUACUGGGCGCUGCAGGGCAGCUACGCCCUGCGGCAGGGCGUCGCCGGGAUGGACGAGGUGUACGGCGUCCUCGACUGGUCCUGGAGCAAGCCCCGCAACGCGACCGUGCUCCCGAGGAUCCAGGCGUUGCAGCGGCCACUCCAAGGGCCUGGCUACCGCGAGGCGCUGCCGUACACCGUGCUGUUCCACCCGCUCACGGGGCUCUGCGCGGUGCGGCACGCGGCCACGGCGACGACGACGCUGGAGCUGGGCCCGUGCAACGAGACGGACGCGUGGGCGUACGCGCCGCCGUCGUCGACGCUCGUUCUAAGGGACGCCGCGGCAGCGGGGCUCCCGUGCCUGCGGGCCGAGGGGCGUGGGCAGCCCGCGCGUCUCAGCACCAACGCCUGCGGCGACCCCCUGUCAACGUGGCGCCUGGCGACAGACUCCGCGAUGCACGUCGCCGUCGACGCCGCUGCUCUUGGGCUGGGCGGCGGCGGCAUGCUGUGCCUGGACGUGGGCACGGACAGCAGGAGCAUCGUGACGAACCCGUGCGCGUGCCAGCACCGGGACGGGACGUGCGACCCGGAGGGCCAGUGGUUCAAACUGGUCACAAGCACAAGGCGCGUCGCGCGCAGGCCGGCCACGCUCGCCUAG